Messenger RNA from Magnolia sinica, 3951 nucleotides. Its product is annotated as pentatricopeptide repeat-containing protein At3g02490, mitochondrial-like. Gene Ontology annotation, molecular function: protein binding. The record is from RefSeq and is a predicted model, not a curated record. The coding region runs from base 299 to 2263 and encodes 654 amino acids. Lineage: Eukaryota; Viridiplantae; Streptophyta; Magnoliopsida; Magnoliales; Magnoliaceae. The transcript is spliced from 3 exons. Gene Ontology annotation, biological process: RNA splicing.
UCUCUCUCUCUCUCUCCAAAAUCUCAUAUGCAGCAUUUCAGCGGAGCUCAAAACCCUUCCAAAACCCUAACCCUAAUUGCUCCCGAACCUAUCCUCUCCGUCUCAAAAUCCCUAGCCUAAUCUCUAUCCAUCCCUAAUAUUAAAAAAAAAACCUAACCCAGACAUCUGUUAAAUUCCUCUCUCAAAACCCUAACCCUUAUAUCUCUUAAUCACUCUUAGAAAACCCUAACCCUAGUCCCUCUAAAAAACCAUAGCGCACCUUCCACUCCGAAUCUCCUUCCAAAUCCAAGCAGAAAAGAUGAGAAAUCCAUGGAAAAUGCUGAUCUUCCGCUCGUUCUCUCGAUUCCCAAACCAAGCCGCCAGAAUCCAAUCUGUCCAUCAUCAGGUAAGAAAUCCAAAUCUUCCCCUGAAAUCUCAUUUUCUCUCUUCAUUUCUCACCGAAAAAUUCCCCUUUCUCCCUCCCGGUUUCGGCCUGAAAUUCCAAAAUCCUGCAAACCGUGGCUUUUCAUCAGAACCUGAGGCUUUAGAGUCGAAGGACCUUGAUCACGCUCCAUUGAUCGAGAUCUUCUCGAAGACAGGGAAUCCUGAUGAAAUUAAAGCCGAAUUAGAAUCGAUUGAUCUAUCAGUGGACUACGAGACUGUCUUAUCAGUGUUGAGGAUUCUUGAUCAGGAUCCUGAGACCGCUCGGAGGUUCUUCGACUGGGUAUCAGAGACUGACAAUGGGAAAUUGAGCUCGAAAUCGUAUAAUCUGAUGUUGCGAAUUCUGGGUCGGAAAGAUUAUUUGAAAGAAUUUUGGGAUUUGGUUUCAACUAUGAAGAAAAAAGGCUAUGGAAUUUCAAAGAUCACAUUCGAGAUGGUUUCGGAUAAUUUCAAUAAAGAGGGAAUGCUGAAGGAUUUGGAUACACUGAAGGAAAUGUAUAAUACACCCAGACCUAUGGAGGAUUCCUUAGAAAGGGUAUGUUUGAAAGUAUGCAAGGUAAUUAGAGAAGACGAAUGGGGAGAAAGCGUCAAAGCAAAGUUGGAAGAUUUUGGUACUGGUUUAUCUAAUGAUUUGAUUUCAACGGUCUUGGAACGGAUUGAGAUUUAUCCGUCGAAGGCUUUGAUGUUUUUCAGAUGGGCUGAAGAAAACCCAUCUUUCAAACACAAUGCCAAGACCUACAAUUUGAUGGCAAGUAUUUUAGCGAGAGAAGAUAGUAUUGAUGACUUUUGGGUCAUCGUUAAUGAGAUGAAGGAUGCAGGGUAUGAAAUGGAGAUGCCGACAUAUGUUAAGGUUUCGGGUCGGUUCUUUAAGAGGAAAAUGUUGAAGGAUGCUGUGGAUUUGUAUGAGUACAUGAUGGGAUGUUCAGAUAAGCCACCUGCUCAAGAUUGCAUGUUUCUUUUACGGAAAAUUGUGGUUGGUGAAAACCCGGAUAUGGAUUUAUUUUCUAGGGUCAUGAGGGUUUUCACAGACAGAGGGAAUGUCUUGACCAGGACUAUUUUUGAUGGGGUUCUAAAGUCAUUGACGGGGGCUGGUAAAUUGGGGGAGUGCGAUAAGAUCUUGAAGGCAAUGGAAGAUGGUGGGUUUGUGGCGAAUAGUGCUGUGUAUAGUCAGGUUGUUCUUGGGCUCUGUAAGGCUGGGAAACUGGAUGAAGCAUGUGAGUUCUUGGAGGAAAGAGAAGCAGCAGGACAUGAUCCUGAUUUGAAGGCAUGGGCAUCUUUGAUUCAAGGGUUUUGUGCAGCUGGAGAAAUGGAUAAAGCUGCUUCUCGUUUUAGAAGGAUGGUUGAAAAGAAGGGUGCAGUCGAUGCGGGUGGUGCUUUUGAAGUGUUGGUGAAUGGGUUUUGUCUCAAAAAUAGAGAGGCAGAUGCAUGCAAGCUUCUUAUCGAGAUGGUUAACAGAAACCAGUUGCGGCCUUGGCAUGUUACAUACAAGAUGUUGGUGGAGAAGUUAUUGGCCCAAAAGAGCCUUAAGGAAGCUUUGAGCCUUCUUGGGUUGAUGAAAAGUCAUGGGUUUCCGCCAUACAUAGAUCCGUUUAUCAGCUAUAUUUCCAAGUCUGGGUCUGGGGAUGAUGCUGUGAGUUUUCUGAAAGCAAUGUCAGUGAAGAGGUUCCCAUCUACAUCAGUGUUUGUCCGUAUGUUUGAAGAGUUUUUCAAGGCAGGAAGGCAUAAUGCAGCACAUGAUUUCCUUUCUAAGUCUCCGGGCUAUAUCCGUGGCCAUGCUGAUGUUUUGAAUCUCUUUUGUUCUAUGAAGACUGAAGAGGCUGCUACUGCUGCCAGUGUUGCUUAGCUUGUUUACACCAUGAAUUCUUGUGUUGUGUAUUCCAAGAGGAAUUGAAUCACCAUCUUCUGAUUUGAGGUGACUGAUGCCGAGUAACCACGCCUAAUAGAAGAUCUUUUUGGGUCUCAGUUACAUGAAGAUAAAAGUCAUCUUCAUGGGAUAUAGAAGCCUCUCUAGUCGCUAGAGUUCAAUUCCAGCAGUGUUUCAGGUUAUGUUCGCGACUGAUUGCUGUGUCACAGGGUGAUUUGGCUGUGAUGUAUUAGGGAUCCAGGGAGGCUGAUGAUUUUAUAGGCCUGAUAUUUUGCUCAUUCCAUCAUGGUGGGGUUCACGUAAUGCAGGGGUGGAUGGAAUAUAAAGAGCAUUGGUAGGCCAACUGACCUAAAAAAAACAAUGGACGACCAUCCGAUAACCUCCUGAUUCAUAUGGUGGGCGUCCAACUUUCAUGGUGGCUUGGAUGAUUGUAACACGACCCAGAUCCAAUGGCUAGUCUUGACUUACACUCUGACAAUUCCUAUGGAAGUGGUGUGAUAUAUAUCCCAUCUAAAAAUAAAUACAUAAAUAAAUGAGACCAACAGAAGAGGACUUCAGUUUGCUUAUGUCUCUCCAGCUUGUGUUGCCUCAUGGGUCCCACAUUGCAAGGAUUUUCCAAUGAUCAAAACCAUCCAUAUUCAAAGCGUCAAUAAGGCGAAACGUGUUAGCGAGCCUGGUUUGAAUUAUGCAAGAGGAACUCAAAAGAGAUCAACUUGGACAUUUUCUGCAUAAAUCCCGGCCUUGAUAUGUAUUGUGAACCAUUGAUGCUGUAGCCAGUUGCAUCAGCUACAAGUUGAGAUAUGCUGGUGAAAUUGCCGGACCCAUUGGUGGCCACUGCAAAAUCUGCACCUGGGAAAUCACCUCAUGUUGCUUUACAGAGAUCAACGUAGUGUGGAGAAGUGAGGCUUUACAGAGAUCGAGGUAGUGUGGAGAAGAAGCUGGAUUUGUAAAAUGGCAUGAUGGGGAGAAAAUUCACAACAUGCUCAUGAGCUAUGAUGCAGAUGAGGACUCUUUAUAACGUAGUUGUGUGUUGAGCCUGGGCAUGGUUUGAUGCAGUCCACCCCACUGAAACAAGGUAUUUGGUAUAUUAAUGAGAUGAUUAAUCACCUACAGUUGGCUAUGCCUGUAUAGAUAGUUGGUCUUUGAUUUAUUUCAAAGAUUUAGCCUGCUUGAUGAAUGAACCUGCUUGAUUUUUACCCCACGUUUUCUUCAGGUGGAACCCUUUUUGGAUGGUUCAGAUAACCCUGUAGAGGUGAUAUAUUAGUGGUAAAGAUGGGGGCUGCAUGCUGUGAUUCCAUUUUGUAGUGAUAAGUGGGUCCGGCGAUCUGAUAAUCCAGAAAUUGGUGUGUUGCACACCACUGAUAUGUGGGUGGGUAUGGUUUGUUUCAGAGCAUUAUUGAAGUUUUGAAGUGAGAAAUGCUGGUGAGAUAUUCAUAAGGAGAGAUUGGUGAUUCAAGGGAAUAUCAUGGGAUUAUGUAUAGGGGCUUUAGCGCACCAUGUUGGAUGGUACACAUGUUAGAGAUUUGGGCUAUUCAUUAGGUAGGUGUGCUGUCAAAAUACCAUAUGAAAAAUGAAUUAGCACAGUUAAUGAAAUGUGGGUCCUAUGAUUUGAUAAUCCAAACCAUUGGUUUGCUGUGCCCCACUAUGGUCUGUGGGUGGUCAUAGUA